UAGCCUAUAUGAAGGCCCAAAAUUGUGUGUUCCUUUCUGCUCUGACAAUGGCAUGCCCAUUCUUGCGAGAUGUGGUGGAUGAAGAAGCACUUGUGCUGAGGAGAGCCUUCAGGCGAGAAAGGGUCUUCAGGGACCGGUUGGACCCACUGGCCUUCCCUGAUGACCAUCUAUAUGAAAGAUACAGGUUUUCUGCAGAUGGCAUCAGGUAUCUAUGCAGACUACUGGGUCCCAGGAUUAAGCACCGCACUGCACGGAGCCAUGCACUGAGUGUGGAGCAAAUGGUUUGUGUGGCCUUGCGCUUUUUUGCUAGUGGAGCCUUCCUGUACUCAGUGGGGGAUGCAGAACAGCUGAACAAGGCCACAAUUUGCCGCACAAUAAGGAGUGUGUGUCUGGCUAUCAAAGCAUUAGCAGAUGUCUUCAUCUCCUUCCCUGGCCACAGAAGACUCUGUGACAUGAAAGAGGAGUUCUAUAGGAUUGCAGUGGACUGCACACACAUAAGGAUAAAAGCCCCCUCAGGUGCCCAUGAGGCAGAUUUUGUGAAUAGGAAAUCCUUUCACAGCAUUAAUGUUCAGAUGGUCUGCAAUGCUGACUGUGUGAUCAGCAAUGUUGUGGUGAAAUGGCCUGGCUCAGUCCAUGACUCCAGAAUCUUUCGGGCCUCUGAAAUCUAUCAGUGCCUAUCACAAGGUGAAUUCUCUGGUGUGUUGCUGGGAGACCGGGGGUAUGGCUGCCAGCCUUUUCUCCUGACACCUUUCACAGACCCCCAGGAAGCACAGCAGGCCUACAACCAUGCCCAUGCCAGGACCAGGGCCAGAGUUGAAAUGACCUUUGGCCUCCUGAAGGCACGCUUUCACUGCCUUCACAAAUUAAGGGUCAACCCUGUUAGAGCAUGUGAUAUUACUGUGGCUUGUGCUGUCCUCCACAAUGUAGCCUGCCUGAGGAAGGAGAGGGCCCCCAGAGUGCCACCAGCCAUGGACUGGGACAAUCCGGCAAUCUUCCCUGAUGACGACAGUGGUCGGCUGCUGAGGGACCAAUAUGUGUUGAAUUAUUUUAGUUAGUAUGUGUGCUUUCAAUUUAGGUAAAAAAUGUCCUUUUGUGGCAGAGGAAAUAGGGUUUUUUUGGGUUUUUUUUUUUUUUAGGAAUUUGGCCUCUUAUGAUGUUUGUGCGGUAUACUGUGUGUAAUACAAGGCUGCAGGGAGGCUACUGCAUCCAUUCAUUUGUCUGUUCAGUUGAUGUGUAUGGAUUUGUCCUGCAUUUAUUUUAGUGUGCAGACAUGCAGGGUGUGUUAUAUACAUACCUUUGAAUGUGUAUGUAUCAUUUUGUAUAAUAUGCUUUGAUUCUGUGCUUUCCAUCUUGUAGAGUCACUGUGACUUCAGUUUCGAAAGGAGCUGAUAGUUUACCUGCUUUGUUUUGUCCUUAUUCAAUAAAGGAACAUAAUGUUACACAUUGUGUUUUUAUAUUCA
Molecule: messenger RNA, 1460 nt
Organism: Carassius auratus (goldfish)
Lineage: Eukaryota; Metazoa; Chordata; Actinopteri; Cypriniformes; Cyprinidae
Product: putative nuclease HARBI1
Exons: 4
Coding region: 9-1055 (348 amino acids)
Source: RefSeq, a predicted model, not a curated record